AUGAGCAAUUACCCUCCGCCAGGGUUUGGAUCUGCUUACCCUCCACCGCCACCUCAAGCACAGGAAGGCUACCCUCCGCCGGGAUACCCUGGAGGCUACCCUCCGCCACCUCCGCCGUCUCACCAUCGUCCGCCGUACGAUUCUUACCAGGGCUAUUUCGAUAACGGAUAUCCACCGCCGCCUCCUCCUCCGCCUCAAUACAACUACCAGCAUGUUGAUCAUUGCCAUCAUCAUGGUGAUCCCGGUUGUUGUUCUUUCUUUAGAGGAUGCUUGGCGGCGCUUUGUUGCUGCUGUGUGCUAGAAGAGUGUUGUUGCUUUUUCUGA
Messenger RNA from Lathyrus sativus (Indian pea), 324 nucleotides. NCBI's taxonomy places the organism in Eukaryota, Viridiplantae, Streptophyta, Magnoliopsida, Fabales, Fabaceae. The record is from the annotation of a GenBank genome assembly.